AUUCUAGGAAACGGACUCCUUUGUUCAAUCGCGGCAUCGCUUGCCAUCUUGCACAGCUAAUCCGCAAGAAAUGCUAAGAACCACCAUGCGCAGCGCCACUUACCUGGCGAAUACCUCCUGCCAUGGCAAACGACGAGUACAAACCAUUGACUAGCCCCAGCGGGAGUUAUGCAGACCACGAGGAAGACGCCCUAGUGCACCGAAUCCUUCAAAACUUCCCAGAGACGACGAGCCAGCGAAGGCGAUCUUUACAAAUCAUUCGAUACACUGUCGAGUUCAUCCUGAUUCUAUUACUCGGCCUCAACGUGUAUUCCAUGUUCGGCGGCAAGGUCUCAUCUUCCGAUACUGGCACAGACCGCCGCGUAUCAUCAGGUCCAUUGAACCAACAUCCCAUUUUCGGACACGAUGAGAAUUACAUGUCAAUAGACCACAAAUGGGAUUACUUGUGGGAGAUCGAACUCGCCGAAGACCAUGGAAAUAUUGCUUUCCCGCCCUUCAAUGCUUCCGGCUAUAGCCUCGACCAAAAGCACGACGAAGGCAGUAUCGGAAUGUUUCAUUCACUACACUGUCUCGCUGGCAUUCGGAAGGCGUUGCAAAGAGCAUCCGCAGGCGAAAACAUUGGCAAGGAUGCUCAUGAUGAUCCGCAUUGGCCACAUUGUCUCCAUUAUCUGCGCAUGUCAAUCCUUUGCCAGGCCGAUGAUACUUUUGAGCUGGCGAGAGAUAUCUAUGGGAAUCUGAAGGGUGAUAUUGCCGAAGGAGUCUAUGAUCGUCGGACAUGUCGAGACCCUCAACCGCUUUAUGAUCUGGUGAGGAAGUAUGGUAUUGAGAAGAGAGAGAAGGCCGCUGGCAAUGGGCAUGACCAUGGGCACAGGAGAAUUAAACGGAGGAUCAACACAACGUAUCUGGCAUUGCAGCAUGUGCCACAUCUCCAUUCUCUGCCUAACAACAACAACAUGCCGUAUACUGAUCUACCUCUUCCUGAUUAG
Messenger RNA from Pseudocercospora fijiensis CIRAD86, 986 nucleotides. RefSeq lists its product as uncharacterized. Gene Ontology annotation, biological process: mycotoxin biosynthetic process. The transcript has 3 exons. The record is from RefSeq and is a predicted model, not a curated record. NCBI's taxonomy places the organism in Eukaryota, Fungi, Ascomycota, Dothideomycetes, Mycosphaerellales, Mycosphaerellaceae. The coding region runs from base 123 to 986 and encodes 287 amino acids.